Messenger RNA from Hemiscyllium ocellatum (epaulette shark), 8820 nucleotides. It is a transcript of the gene usp24, whose product is annotated as ubiquitin specific peptidase 24. NCBI's taxonomy places the organism in Eukaryota, Metazoa, Chordata, Chondrichthyes, Orectolobiformes, Hemiscylliidae. The transcript is spliced from 67 exons. Bases 222 to 8009 code for a protein of 2595 amino acids. Gene Ontology annotation, molecular function: cysteine-type endopeptidase activity; protein binding; cysteine-type deubiquitinase activity. Gene Ontology annotation, biological process: protein deubiquitination. The record is from RefSeq and is a predicted model, not a curated record. Gene Ontology annotation, cellular component: cytosol; nucleus.
GCCCGGAGGCUGCACAAGAGUUUUAGUUGAGCGAACUGACAGGCCGGCGAGGAAUUUUUCACUUACCUCAGAGUGAGGGGUUGAGCGGCCGCACUGAGUGCUUUCAGUCAGUCAGUCAGCCAGCCAGCCAGAGGCUGUGGGGGGAAGAGGGGUUGAGAGGGUUGUAACAGGACGGUCUCUAUGGGAGAGCGGGAUUGAAGUGACAGGCUCUGUCUGCCAGGAUGGACGUGGAGGAAGAGCACAUGACGACGCUGCUGUGCAUGGGCUUCUCGGAGCCCGCCGCCAUCCGCAAGGCGCUCCGCAUGGCCAAGAACGACAUCAACGAGGCCGUGGCCCUCCUUACCAACGAGAGCCCUGGUCUCGGCUACGAGCCCAUGGAGAGUGGCGAUCGCCAGGUCGGAGGAGGGGGAGGCGGCGGCGGCGGCGGUGGUGGUGGAGGAGGGGGAGGAGGUAGCACCGGCUCCCGCGGUGUGGGUGGAGGGGAUUACAACCGGAGUGGAUUCGACCCUCCACCCGCCUAUGACGAGGUGGUAGAGGUGGAGAGGAACAAUGAUGAGAAUGGAAACUGCUCAGGAAGCAUUGAAUUUCCCACCACAAAUCUUUAUGAAUUGGAAAGUCGAGUGUUUACGGAUCACUGGUCCAUCCCUUAUAAACGUGAAGAAUCAUUGGGCAAGUGCCUGAUCGCAUCCACAUACCUAGCACGGCUUGGUCUUGCAGAUGCUGAUGAAAAUUGCAAAAGGUUUACAGAUCGAUGUAUGCCAGAAGCAUUUAAAAAGUUGUUAACAUCGAGUGCUGUCCACAAAUGGGGUGCAGAAAUCCACGAAGGAAUAUACAAUAUGGUGAUGCUUUUAGUAGAUCUGGUUGCAGAGCGAGUCAAACAGGACCCAAUUCCCAUUGGUCUUAUGGGAGUGCUCACCAUGGCUUUCAAUCCAGGGACCGAGUACCAUUUCAAGAACCGAAUGAAAGUGUGCCAAAGGAAUUGGGCAGAUGUUUUUGGGGAUGGCAAAAUGUAUGCCAUUUCACCACCAGUCAAUCUACAGAAGGAACCUUAUGGAUGGCUCAUAGAUUUGGUUAAUCGGUUUGGAGAGAUGGGUGGGUUUUCAGCAAUCCAGCUGAAGCUUGGUGCAGAAGACAUAGAAACCGCAGCAGUGUCUGCAUUGGUACAGCCUCUGGGUGUAUGUGCCGAAUAUCUAAAUCCUGCCGUAGUACAGCCAAUGCUGGAUCCAGUCAUUGACAAAAUGAUUCGAUAUGUGCAAAGUUUAGAAGAAAAAGAUCUGAAAGACAAGAAACUGGUGAACAUUCCAGAGCUUCUAUCUGCCAUCAAAUUAUUAUGCAUGCGAUUUCAACCAGAGCUGGUGAUGGUGGUAGAUGACCUCCGCUUGGAUAUCCUCCUCCGUAUGUUGAAAACUCCCCACUUCAGUGCAAAAAUGAAUUCAUUGAAAGAGGUUACUAAGCUGAUUGAAGACAGUACCUUAUCAAAAUCUGUGAAAAAUGCAAUUGAUACAGAUCGGUUAUUAGACUGGCUGGUAGAAAAUUCUGUAUUGUCAAUCGCACUUGAAGGAAAUAUUGAUCAAGCACAGUAUUGUGAUAGAAUAAAGGGAAUUAUCGAGCUGCUGGGCAGUAAACUCUCCAUGGAUGAGCUUACCAAGAUUUGGCGCAUUCAGUCAGGGCAAUCCUCAACCGUCAUUGAAAAUAUUCACACUAUUAUUGCUGCUGCUGCUGCCAAAUUCAACUAUGAUCAACUCAACCAUCUCUUCAUUCUAAUACAGAAGAGUUGGGAGAUUGAGAGUGACCGAAUCCGACAAAAACUGCUCAGUCUUAUAGGAAAAAUUGGCCGAGAAGCUCGUUCUGAGAACACCACAGGCAAGGUGCUGGAGGUGCUUUGGGAGCUUGCUCAUUUACCAGCAUUACCCACAAACUUAGUCCAGCAGGCACUGGAAGAACAUCUUACCAUACUUAGUGAAGCUUAUGCAGUAAAGGAGCAAAUCAAGCGAAGUUAUAUCAUCAAAUGUAUCGAGGAUAUUAAGAAGUCCUCUCAACAAAAUAACCAACAUCCAGUAUGGGUGGUUCCAGCUUUACGUCAACUUCAUGAGAUUACCAGGUCCUUCAUUAAACAAAGCUGUCAGAAGCAAGACAAGAGCAUUGUCCAGGAUUUGAAGAAGAACUUUGAAAUAGUGAAACUGGUUACAAGUAGCCUUGUAGCUUGUCAUCGACUGGCUGUUUCUGCAGCUGGUGUAGGAGGGCUAACAGGGUCAACAGUCGUUGAUGGCAGAUAUACACAUCAAGAUUACCUCGAAGCACAUUUGAGAUUUCUUGCAUUUUUUCUUCAAGAAGCUAGCCUUUACAUAGGCUGGAACCGUGCCAAGGAGAUUUGGGAGUGCCUGGUGACUGGAAUAGACAUUUGUGAACUGGAUCGAGAGAUGUGUUUUGAAUGGUUUACCAAAGGACAUGGAGACUUGGAGAGUGAUAUACAGCAACAGCUCUUUAAAGAGAAAAUCCUCAAACUGGAACCUUAUGAGAUCACCAUGAAUGGGUUUAAUCUCUUCAAAACUUUUUUUGAGAUUGUAAACCUUGCUGAUCAUCGAUUGAAGAAGCAAGGUGCUCAGUUGCAUGUUGAAAAACUGGAACUAACAGGAAUGGAUUUCAUCUGGAGAAUUGCCAUGGAGUCACCAGAUGAAGAAAUUGCCCAUGAAGCAAUUCAUCUGAUCAUUAACUACAGCUACAUCAGCCUCAAUCCUCGUUUAAAAAAGGACUCUGUUUCCCUUCAUAAGAAAUUCAUAGCAGAUUGCUACAAACGUUUAGAAGUUGCUAGUUCGGCACUAGGUGGCCCUACUUUGACACAUGCUGUUACAAGAGCAACUAAAAUGCUGACAGCUACAGCCAUGCCCACUGUAGCUACAUCAGUGCAGUCUCCAUCCAGGUCCAGUAAACUUAUCAUAAUUGAACGGCUGCUGUUGCUUGCAGAAAGAUAUGUGAUUACAAUAGAGGAUCUGUAUUCUGUUCCUCGGACGAUCUUGCCUCAUGGCGCCUCUUUCCUUGGACAUCCUGUAACUAUCUCAGUCAUCUGCGAAUCCACAAAAGAAACAUUUAGUAUAGAGGCUCACAGCAAUGAGACUAUUGGGAGUGUCAGGUGGAAGAUAGUAUCGCAUAUCAACUGUCCAUUGGAAAACUUGCAGAUAUUUGCUAAUGAUAGCUUGCUGACUAUGAACAAAGAUCAAAAAUUACUCCACCAACUGGGAUUUUCAGAUGAGCAAGUGUUAACUAUAAAGACACCUGUGAUGGGUACAGCAUCGGGAAGUUCAGUUGAUUCAUCCGCCAGCAGUGGUGUCUUCAACUCUGCUUAUGCUAUGGAACAGGAGAAGUCACUGCCUGGUGUUGUGAUGGCAUUGGUGUGUAAUGUGUUUGAUAUGCUUUACCAACUAGCCAACCUUGAAGAGCCAAGGAUAACCGUGCGUGUUAGAAAGUUGCUGUUAUUAGUUCCCACUGAUCCAGCAAUUCAAGAAGCUCUGGAUACACUUGAUGCUUUAGGCAGAAAACAGAAAACAUUACUGACUGAUUCAAGUCAUCAAACGUCAAAGUCACCCUCGCUUUCAUCGAAGCAACAACAUCAGCCCAGUGCAAACACUAUUCUGGAGAGUCUGUUUAGAUCAUCGGCACCAGGGAUGUCCACCUUCAGAGUACUGUAUAACUUAGAGGUUCUUAGUUCCAAGCUAAUGCCUACUUCAGAUGAUGAAAUGGCAAGAAAUUGUGCUAAAUCUUUCUGCGAAAACUUCCUCAAAGCAGGAGGUUUAAGUUUGGUGGUGAACGUUAUGCAGAGAGAUUCCAUUCCAUCUGAGGUGGACUAUGAGACAAGGCAAGGAGUUUAUUCAAUCUGCCUGCAGCUUGCAAGGUUUCUGUUGGUAGGCCAAAUGAUGCCUUCUACUUUAGAUGAUGAUUUCCUGAAGGAUGGAAUGGAAGCAUUGUCCUCUCGCCCGUUUCGCAAUGUUAGUCGACAGAGUAGUAGACAAUUAUCGAUGUGUGGUAGUCAAGAAAAGUCCACAAUGCGGCAGAUGAGUGUGACAUCAGAUCGGUCAUCUAUCAGAAUUGAGGAGAUAAUACCUGCUGCCAGAGUGGCAAUACAAACAAUGGAUGUGAAUGAUUUCACCUCAACAGUGGCCUGCUUCAUGAGGCUGACAUGGGCAGCAGCUGCUGGACGUCUUGACCUGGUGGGGAGCUGUCAGCCAAUUAGAGAGAGUACCAAUUCUCUGUUUUCUGUUGGUAUCCGAAAUAGGCUCAGCAGUUCAGGCAGCACUUGCAGUUCAGGAAGUGAAGGUGAAUCAACCACACUGCAUGCAGGUAUAUGUGUGAAGCAACACUCAGUCUCCACCAAAGAUACGCUCAUUGCUCGAGAGGCCUUAUCACUCCUAGUGACAUGUUUACAGCUCCGGUGCCAGCAACUAGGUUCUUUUUAUAUUCUUCCUUGUGUGAGUGAUUUUAUCAUCGAUAUACUACUUGGAUCCCCCAGUGCUGAGAUAAGAAGGGUUGCCUGGGAUCAGUUAUACACACUGAGCCAAACAGAUACCUCAACAAACCCAGAAAUACAGAAACCUAAUCAGUUCCUUCUGCAUGUCAUAUUGACAACACAACUGCCAUUGUGGUCCCCGACCAGUAUCAUGCGUGGAGUCAACCAAAGGCUUUUGUCCCAGUGUACUGAAUAUUUUGGCUUGAGGUGCCAACUGUUGGAUGACCUAACAUCUUCAGAGAUGGAGCAACUUCAAAUUAGCCCUGCGGCCAUGUUAGAAGAUGAGGUUAACUGGCUUGACAACUUUGAACCCACAUGGACUGCAGAAUCAGAGACCAGUGAGUCGGAUAAUGUUCUGCUUGCAGGGCAUCUGCGGCUUAUCAAAACACUACUGUCGCUCAGCGGCCCAGAGAAGGAAUUACUUGGACCAUCAUUAAUCAAACAGCUCAUGGAAGACUUCUUGUUCCGUGCUUCAAAAAUCAUCUUGACCAGCAGCAGUCCAGCUGGGAGUUGCUCAGUUAGUCAACAGGAUUUUCAUCCAAAAUGCAGUACAGUCAAUAGUCGACUUGCUGCUUAUGAGGUGCUGGUUAUGUUAGCAGACAGCUCUUUGAGUAACCUUCAGCUUAUCUCCAACGAACUUCUAUCAAUGCAUCAUCAAUUUGAUCCUGCACUCACAAAGGAGUUUGAGUACUUGCCACCUGUUGAUAGCCGCUCUGUCUCUGGAUUUGUGGGAUUGAAGAAUGGAGGAGCCACAUGCUACAUGAAUGCAGUAUUUCAACAACUUUACAUGCAGCCUGGAUUACCAGAGGCAAUGCUAUCAGUGGAUGAUGACGAUGAUGAGAAUCCAGAAGAGAAUGUUUUCUAUCAGGUUCAGUCCCUCUUUGGGCACUUGAUGGAAAGCAAAUUACAAUAUUAUGUCCCAGAGACUUUCUGGAAGAUUUUUAAACUCUGGAAUAAGGAGCUGUAUGUACGUGAACAACAAGAUGCAUAUGAGUUUUUUACCAGUCUAAUAGACCAGUUGGAUGAGCACCUUAAGAAACUUGGACGUGAACAGUUUUUCAAGAACACUUUCCAGGGCGUCUUCUCUGAUCAGAAAAUCUGCAAAGAUUGUCCUCACAGAUAUGAGCGUGAGGAAGCAUUCAUGGCACUGAACCUAGGAGUGACGUCCUGCCAAAGCCUUGAGAUAUCACUGGAUCAGUUCGUGAGAGGCGAGGUCCUUGAAGGAGGCAAUGCGUACUACUGUGAGAAGUGUAAAGAAAAGAGAACAACAGUGAAGCGAAUGUGCAUUAAGUCUCUACCUAAUAUGUUAGUCAUCCAUUUAAUGAGGUUUGGGUUCGAUUGGGAAAGUGGGCGCUCUAUCAAAUACGAUGAACAAAUACGGUUCCCUUGGCUUUUAAACAUGGAACCAUAUACUGUGUCUGGAAUGGCACGACAAGAGCAUUCUUCUGAGCAUGGUGAAAAUGGCAAAGCAGGUGACCACUUAGGUGGAGGCUCUCCUCGAAAGAAAGGUGCUCCAACUGAAAACUAUGAGCUCGUUGGAGUGAUUGUUCACAGCGGCCAGGCACACGCUGGGCACUAUUACUCAUUCAUUAAAGACAGGAGGACUGGUGGCAAAGGAAAAUGGUACAAGUUCAAUGACACAGUGGUGGAAGAGUUUGAUCUAAAUGACGAGACACUGGAGUUUGAAUGUUUUGGUGGAGAAUACAGACCUAAAGUGUAUGAUCAAUCAAAUCCCUAUCCUGAAGUCCGUCGUCGAUACUGGAAUGCCUACAUGUUGUUUUACCAGCGAACGUUAGAUCAAAAUUCCCCUGUUUUACCAAAGAAAAGCCGAGUCAGUGUUGUUCGUCAGGAAGCAGAGGAUCUAUCAUUAUCAGCUCCCUCUUCACCUGAGGUUUCACCUCAGUCGUCACCUCGUCCACAUAGACCAAACAACGACCGCCUUUCCCUGUUAACUAAGCUGGUAAAGAAGGGGGAGAAGAAGGGACUCUUUGUUGAAAAGUUGCCAGCCAGAAUUUAUCAGAUGGUACGAGAUGAGAACCUGAAGUUCAUGAAAAACAGAGAUGUUUUCAACAGUGACUACUUCAAUUUCAUGCUUUCCUUGAUUUCACUCAACGCAACUAAACUGAAACACCCUAUGUACCAGACCAUGGCGAAAGUCAGCAUGAAAUUAGCUAUCCAGUUCCUCUUCCAGACUUAUUUGCGAACUAAGAAAAAGCUCAGGAUGGACACUGGAGAAUGGAUUACCCUCAUCGAAAGGUUGCUUUCAAAUAGUUGCGAGGCAUGCCAGUGGCUGAUUGAAUUUUUGAUUGGAUCUGAGGGACGAGAAUUAAUAAAGAUCUUUCUUCUGGAGUGUUCUGUCCGAGAGGUUCGAGUAACUGUUGCUACCAUCCUAGAAAAAGCCCUGGAGAGUGCCUUGCUUUAUCAGGAAAAGCUCAGAGGAUUGGACCAGUUGUUGGAUGUGCUGCUUUCUUUGCUUGACAAGGAUGUCGCUGAAAAUUGCAAAAAUUGCUCCCAGUACUUCCUCCUCUUCAACAACUUUGUACAGAAGGGUUUCAAGGCAUGCCAGCUACUAUUCAAACACUCUGCAUUCAAACACAUGCUUUGUUUUCUUUUGGGCCCAUCAAGGCAGAACAAUCAGAAUCGGCGCUGGAGCUCAGCACAGGCCAGAGAAUUCUGGUAUCUCCAUAUCACUUUGGCAUCACUAGUCCUACACACUGACGUUUCAUCUCUAAUGACUAUUGAUCCUGGACCAUAUAAAUGGCAUAUGCCAACCCCACAGGUACCUUUACAUCAAGAUGUGGAAACACUGUUCAGACCUGAAGGACAGGCUUACCUGCUUGAGGUUAUGUAUGCUAUGCGAGAGCUGACCGGAUCUUUGUCAGUCAUCUCUGAUAUGGUGACUUACUGCUGUUUCUGCAAUGAACGCUUCUCCUUGGUGCAAGUCCUACAGAUAAUUAAGAGUCAGUUGGAGACAGCUCCACCUCAUGAACUGAAGAACAUUUUCCAGUUACUGCAUGAAAUUCUGGUAAUUGAAGAUCCAUUGCAAUCUCGUCGCCUGAAGUUUGCCUUUGAAUCAGAAAAAGGACUGCUAGCCCUGAUGCAUCAGAGUAACAAUGUUGACAGCAGCCGCUGCUACCAGUGCAUCAAAUUCUUAGUCCUAUUAGCUCAGAAAUGUGCAGCUGCUAAGGAUUAUUUUCGGGAACAUCCUCACCACUGGAGUUGGGCUGUGCAGUGGUUACAAAAGAAGAUGUCUGAACAUUACUGGGCUCCACAGAGCAACAUAUCAAAUGAAACUUCAACAGCAAAGACAUUUCAGCGCACAAUUUCAGCACAGGAUACGUUAGCCUAUGCUACAGCCCUUCUGAAUGAGAAGGAGCAAUCUGGGAGUAGUAAUGGAUCAGAUGGCAGCCCUGCUACAGAGAAUGGAGAUAGAACUCUCCGGCAGGGCUCUGAGUCUCCCAUGAUGCUUGGUGAUUCUAAAAGUGACCUUGAUGAAAUGGACCCAUAAGAGAUGACUGGAACAUCUAUGGGAAUAGUAAAUAAUCUUUGCUUGGUGUCAGUUCAGCGAAGAACUGGGCAUCAUGCCAGAUGGCUUUAGGCAACAGUCGAUUUAGGGAAGAUGUACGUACAUCCAGGUUGCAGACAGCAAGCCUUUGAUAGCUGUUAUGGAGUCAAUUUUGCUGCCAGUUCAAGCUCAAGACGAUGCAAGUCUCUCCCUGUUCUUUGAAGAUUUUGUAUGGAAAAGGAUAACUCGUGGUUGUGCUUGUGAAUGUACAAAAAACAAUUUUAUCUAAUGCUUUCAGUAGUAACUACGGAGGAUUUGAUUUAAGGUUUUAGUACAGUCUUCAGGAGAGGAGAGCUUGUUGAUUUGUGUAUAAUAGUUCCCAGAGUUCAGAUUUUUCAGAGUAACAAAAUACUCUGUUAUUACGUUAUAUAGAUUUAAUUUUAUUUGUAUAAUAGAACACCCAGUAAGUCUGUUCACUUGGUUGCAGCAAUUGUGUCUUGGAAUAUUUAGCUGGUCCCACUGCUUUGCAAAGAGGAGUUUAGGUUUACAAGAAUGUACUGACAGUGCAUACUGACAGUUUAGCAGCAGUCUGAUACUUUAUUAAAUAUUAAAUGAAUACUUUAAUAAAGGCAACUUUUUUCUUUUAGAAUCCAUAUGACUGGCAGCCAUUUUCCAAUGAGGUUAAUGUUGUGAAUGUAUAUUUUGUGUGAGGAACUUAAAGUCCAACCUUUGGUCAUUUCCUACAGACAGAUUGAAUUUUAGUUGGUGAUAUUUCAUUAUCCAAACUGAUGUUGUAAAAUUGCAAAAACUAGUC